Arvicola amphibius (Eurasian water vole) is the source of this 786-nucleotide messenger RNA. Its product is annotated as histone H3.3A-like. Gene Ontology annotation, cellular component: nucleosome. Lineage: Eukaryota; Metazoa; Chordata; Mammalia; Rodentia; Cricetidae. The transcript has 4 exons. Gene Ontology annotation, molecular function: DNA binding; protein heterodimerization activity; structural constituent of chromatin. Bases 1 to 786 code for a protein of 261 amino acids. The record is from RefSeq and is a predicted model, not a curated record.
AUGACUAGAGCAUGCCCUGAAGAGGACUGUGGAGUCUUAUCUCUACUGCUUGGCUUUGGGGGUGAAGUUUGCUCUCUUAUGUGCUCUGUGCUCUUGGCAAGAGGUGCAGCCCUUGUCAAAGUCCCAAAGGCAAUUACAGGUGAUCCAGUGAUUUGUUUUGAGAAUACUGACAAUGUUCUCUUAUUCAUGCCUGAAUGUCAGGCAGCCAGAGACUUCCUUGCUAUCUCCAGUCCACCAGUGCGGUCUGCAGAGGGUGGAGUGAAGCAGCUGGGCUCGUACAAAGAGACUGCCCAUAAAUCCACCGGUAGUAAAGCACCCAGAAAACAACUGGCCACAAAAGUCGCUCGCAAGAGUGCGCCCUCUACUGGAGGGGUGAAGAAACCUCGUUACAGGCUUGGUACUGUGGCACUCUGUGAAAUCAGACGCUAUCAAAAAUCCACUGAACUUCCGAUCCACAAACUCCCCUUCCAGCGUCUGGUGCGAGAAAUUGCUCAGGACUUCAAAACAGAUCUGCACUUCCGGAGUGCUGCUAUUGGUGCUUUGCAGGAGGCACGUGAGGCCUAUCUGGUUGGCCUUUUUGAAGCUACCAACCUGUGUGCUAUUCAUGCCAAACGUGUAAAAAUUAUGCCAAAAGAUAUCCAGAUAGCACGCCGCAUACGCGGAGAACGUGCUAAAGAGUCCACUAUGAGGGGAAACAUUUCAUUCUCAAAAAAAUUUUUUUCCUCUUCUUCCUGUUAUCAUAUUCUGAAUGUUAGAUAUUUUCCCGUGGGGUCAAAAGGUCCCUAA